CGUCACAUUUAAUAUUUUGACAUAAAAUAUUUUUACACUUAAAUCGGGGUUAGUUAAAAUGUUAAUAAUAUUAAAUUUAGCUAAUUUAAUAUCUAGAUAACAUUUAUAAAUAAUAAAAUAUUUAAAAAGUGAUGAUGAAUAAACAUAAAUAUAUUUAUUGAGUGGAUUAUCUAAUUGUCAUUGAGGCUAGAUUAUACUUGAGUACUUAAAUUAUUAAUCAUCAGUAUCAUCAUUUUCAAUUUUACAAAAGAAUAAAAAGUUAUUAUACCGUUUAACAAUGGCUUGUUCAUUGUUAAAUCAAAAAAUUAUUCAAAUUAAAAUACCCGGGUCCGAAACAAUAGACAAUGUUACAUUUUAUACAAUUAAUGUCAGUAUUGGUGACGUUAAUUGGACAUUAAAACACAGGUACAGUGAAUUUGUCGUUCUCCAUGAGAUAUUGGUGUCUGAACAUUGUGUUGAAAAAGAUAUUCUGCCGCCAAAAAAAAUAAUAGGACGUAAAAAUGAAACGUUUAUUGAUAAACGUCGACAAGCACUGGAAAAUUACUUGAAUACUAUAUAUAAUUACUUGAAAAAAACUAUGCCGCGUGAAUUUGUUGUCUUCUUGGAUCUUCAUGUCUAUGACAUAUUUUUUUUAUUGCAAAACAUGGCUUUGAAAUUUUUUAAUGAAGGUCCUAAUAUUUUACAAUUAAAAUCAUAUACAUUUUCACCGAUACAGUUGUACGCAAUAAGCGAAAGAUUAAAACAACCAUGUCCUGCAUCAGAAGUCGCUGACAAAAAAUACGAUUUCAGUCAUGUGCUUGAUGUUAAUUCGCAUUUAAAAUCUUUGACAAUACAAGGCAGCAAUGAGUUAUACGGCACAAGUAAUAUAAACUUAUCAACUUUACCAAUAGAACUGUCAACAUUCAAAAAUAUAGAAACAUUGACAAUAAAUAAUUAUCCAGUUAAUAAAAUAUAUAUGAUGGGUAAUUUACGUGACACUGUUCGUGAAUUGCAAGUACACAAUACGCAGUUGAAAAAUAUUGUUGAUCUAGUAAUGUGCGAAGAGUUGCAUCGUUGUAUUGAAAAUGCAAAUGAUUCUCAUGUUUGGUUAAAAGUGAGUCAAUUAGAUUUGAGUGAUAAUAGUAUUGAAGUUAUCGAUGAAUCAAUAAAAUUGAUGCCACAUAUUGAAUCUCUUAUAUUAAAUAAUAAUUGUCUUACGGAAUUAUCGAAUAUAACAUUAUUACCUCGUUUAUCACAAUUACACGUAGCGUCAAAUAAUUUUACAAAAUUACCAGAUAAUUUACACACAAAACUUGGUAAUAUUGUUUAUAUGGAUUUAUCGCAAAAUAAAUUAACGUCAUUGGCAUCGUUUGCCAAAUUAUAUUCAUUAGAAUGGUUAGAUGUUAGUUGUAAUUGUAUCGAAAAUAUUGAUGAAGUUAAAUAUAUCGGGCAUUUACCAUGCAUUGAAAAUUUACGUCUCACUGGUAAUCCAGUAUCAACAAUAAUUGAUUAUCGUGUUAAAGUACUGGAACCAUUUGGUAAACGUGCUGCUGAUAUUUGUCUUGAUAAUGAACGUCCUAAUCAAAAAGAACUCGAUACUGUUGCUGUUUUACAGGCACUUAGAAUAGCUAGAGAGGGUAAAUCUAUGACGUUCAAUAAUACUGAUUCGGCACUUUUUUCUGCUGAAAUUCCUAUUGUUUAAAACUAUUAUUAAUAUUAUUAUUAUUAUUUCUAUUACUUAAGGGUAUUCUUAGACAGUGCCUUCCACUUUUUAAAAAUUUUCAUUGACUGAGCUGUCAUACCCGUAUUAAAAUUUUAUUAAUUAAGGUCUUUCUCAAACAGUGCCUUCCACUUUUUAAAAACUUUCAAUGACUCAACUAUCAUUAGCCUGUAAAAUUUUUAUCAAUUAAUUAAAAAAAAAUUAAAGCAUCAAUUGAAAAAAGGACAAUUUCGCUGAGAUAUAGAAUUUUAAAAAAAAUUACUUACAGUUGAUAUCAAUUGGGAGUUGAACGAAAUUUGGGAAAUAAAUUUCAGUAAAAUCUUCAUGUCAAUUUUAUAAUUCGAAUUUUAAAAUUUUAUAGGCUCAAAUUUAUUUCACAAAUUUCGUAUAACUCCCAAUUGAUAUCAACUGUAAGUAAUUUUUUUUUAAUUCUAUAUCUCAGCGACAUUGUCCUUUUUUAAAUUGAUGCUUUAAUUUUUUUUUAAUUAAUUGAUAAAAUUUUUAUACGCUACUGAAAAUUGAGUAAUUGAAAAUUUUUAAAAAGUGGGGGGCGCUAUUUGAGAAUGCCCUUAUUUAAAAAAAAAUUUAAGCAUUAAUUGAAAAAAGGACAACGUAGUUGUAAUUUCACCAAGAUUUAGAUUUUUAAAAAAAUUACUUAAGUUGUUAUCAAUUAGGAGUCAAACAAAAUUUGGCAAUUAAAUUUUAGUCCACAAAAUUAUAAUUUAAGUUCAAAAUUAUAAUAUUGUCAUUAAGAUUUUACUGAAAUUUAUUUAACUUCUAAUUAGUAAGAACUGUAAGUAAUUUUUCUUUUAAUAAAUUGAUAAAAUUCUAAUACGGUUAUGACAGUUGUCAUUAAAUAUUUUUAAAAAGUGGGGGAGGGGGUAUCAUCUAAGAAUUCCCUAAAGAAAUAUAUUUUUUAGCAUAUAUUAUAUAUAAUUUUUAUACGAUACAGUUACCAAAAAUAUAUUCAAUAAGAAAUUUUUUAUUUUUUUCUAUUUUCCAAGUGAAAUAAUUUCAUAAAUAAUUAAUUAUUGUGCAUAUUCUUAAAGAAAAUUUUUCAUAAGAAUAUGUAUAUAUUUUGAUAUUUUUUAAAAGAAAAAAAAAAAUAUUUUAUGACUGCAAAAAUGAAUUUUGAAUGUGAUCCUAGUUUGAUUUUUAUAUUAUAAUCUUACGGUACACUUUUUUCUAAAGCUAAUAUGGAUCACUAAAUUUUUUUUUUAAUUCUAGAUAAAAAAAAUAAAUAGAAAAAAAUUUUCAAUUUUUUUGUAGUAAAAAAUAAUAAAAGUUAAUUAUCUUUUAUAAUAAGUUUGACCACUUUGAGUGUAGCGGAAAUUAAUCAUGAUUAUUAGUACGAUAAAUUUGAAAUCCAAACCUUGAAAUAUUUUUUGUUGAUUUCAUUUUUUUUUAAUUUAUUAGUUUCUUUAAUUUAAUUAAAGAUCAAAAACAAAUUACUAACAUAUUAAUUAAAAAAAUGUAAAUUAAUUUAUAUCUAGUAUUAAAUGUAGACAAUCAUUUUUUAUUAUAACAAUUAAUUAUUAAUAUUUUAUAUUUAAUUAAUUUUGUCAAUUGAUUGAUUUUUUUUUAAGUAAAAUAUAUAAAUUUAUAAUUAAUUAUUGCGGUGCUUGGAUUUUUGUAAUAAAUGAGCGUAAAAUAAUUAUGUUAUAUA
Messenger RNA from Microplitis mediator, 3365 nucleotides. Its product is annotated as nischarin. Gene Ontology annotation, cellular component: cytoplasm. The record is from RefSeq and is a predicted model, not a curated record. The transcript is spliced from 2 exons. Lineage: Eukaryota; Metazoa; Arthropoda; Insecta; Hymenoptera; Braconidae. Gene Ontology annotation, molecular function: protein kinase binding; phosphatidylinositol binding. The coding region runs from base 278 to 1681 and encodes 467 amino acids.